ACGUUUUCUAUUUUAUCAAAAUCGGUGCGUGCGUGAGCGUGUCUCCCCAUAUCGAAUCCAUGGAAACUCAGAAGAACGACGACCGGGCGGUAGCGGUUCCAGACCUCGAGCUCUGCGGUUUCCUCUGUGCGGUUCUCACAGUCACCUCUUCUUCCCACGAAACUCCGCCUCUCGGCACGCACUUCCACAUCUUCCGCGAGAACUCCUCCGUCGGGUUCAGGUCCCCCGCCGGCGACGUCGUGUUGUCGCCGGUGAUUUCGCCGCAGAGAUGCGAGGAGACUGGUCCGAGCAGCGAAAAGGAAAACGCGUUCGGUUCCGCAAAAGAAAAUCGGAAGCGGCCGAAGAGGAGAAAAAGCAACAGCGGCGGCUGUUCGAAGAAGAAGACGAGGAAGAGGAGCAUUGGAAUGGUGAAUGGGAGUAUGAGCGUGGUGGAACUGCUUCACGCUCUGGUGACGCACAAGUGCUUGCAAAUCACGGCGCGUCUUGUGAGGACUGAGGCUGGGGUCGGCGGAGAGGUUAGGGCGGUUUUGCUCGUAGAUGUGUAUCUCCCGAUCGCGCUCUGGUCCGAAUGGCAGUUUCCGAAGUACGGAUCCGUCGCCGGUGCUCUGUUCCGACACUUGAGUUGUGAUUGGGGACAUAGAAGUUCAAUGAUGGCCGGCGGAGAUUACAUUAAAGAUGCUCUAGGAGCUAGUAGGAGCAUGUGGGAUCUCUCAGAUUGCCAUGUUCUUGCAUGUAAGCUGCAUUAUAGAAUCACCGACUCUUCAAAGAAACGACUGUUUGAGCUUCAUGAAAUUUUUAAGAGUUUACCUAGUGUUGCAAAGAUGGGAUAUAAUGAUACUUUUAGAAUACAACCUGUAGACGACUCUUGUAGAUCUGGUAUAUGGGAACUAUCUGAUGAUAUUCUCAUUAAUAUACUAGCUCCUCUUGGUCCAGUAGAGCUAGUUAAGGUUGCUGCAACCUGUCGCCAUCUUAGAUUCUUGGCAGCAUUGAUCAUGCCAUGUAUGAAGCUUAAAUUGUUUCCUCACCAGCAGGCAGCAGUACAGUGGAUGUUACAUCGUGAGCAGCGUGCUGAAGCCUUGCCACAUCCCUUGUACACAGCUUUUGUGACUGAAGAUGGAUUAUCGUUUUACAUAAGCACUAUUUCAGGCGAAAUAAUCUAUGGUGAAACUCCCACCAUCAAUGAUUUCCGCGGGGGAAUGUUCUGUGAUGAACCUGGCUUAGGCAAGACAAUUACUGCUCUUUCUCUCAUUCUUAAGACACAAGGAAAGGUGGCAGAUCCACCAGAUGGUGUAGAAAUCAUAUGGUGUACUCAUAAUGGUAAUCAGAGGUGCGGCUAUUAUGAGCUUGGUGGUGAUUAUGUUGCUGUUAGUAAUUUGACUCUAAGAAAGAGGGUUGUGGAUCAGAAAGCACAAACAAGUCCGGAGCAACUUGGUUGCUACUCAUCUAAAAGAGCCAGACUAAUUUUUCUAAAUGAGCAAGCUACAGGACUUAAUAAUCAAGUAGAGAAACCAAUAGCUACAUGCUCCAAGACAGCAAUGUCUGUGUUUCCAUGCACUAGAAACUUGAGUCGCAUAAAGAAAAAUCUUGUUUUCAAAUUUGAAGGGGAGUCUGGUUUUUCCACAGAAAUGAAGGUGGGAAAGAAUUCUAGCAGAGUGAAGCAUGCUUCAUAUGGUUUAGGACACGUCUCUUGUGAGAAUCAAGCUGAUAUAUCACGUGAACAUUCAAAAAAUUCUAAGAGUUGUGGAAAAGUUAUGACAGGUCACUACGAAUAUAGUGAUACUUGGGUUCAAUGUGAUGCUUGUCACAAGUGGAGGAAACUUCAGGAAAGUUGGAUAUCUGGUGUCACUGCAGCUUGGUUUUGUAGCAUGAAUACUGAUCCUCAAUGUCAAAGUUGUAGUGUUCCGGAGGAGAGUUGGAACGACAGCGGGCCAAUAACGUAUUUACGAGGAUUCUACAGCAAAGGGAAAUCUGGAGGAGAGGAACAAAACAUUUCUUUCUUCGCCAGUGUGCUCAAGGAGCAUCAUUCCUUGAUAAAUUCUGCAACAAAGAAAGCCUUGAGUUGGUUAAUUAAACUCUCUUCGGACAAGCUCUCAGAAAUGGAAACAAUUGGCCUUCGAGGUCCUCUUAUUAGCACUUGCAUAGAUCCUGGUGACGAUCCACUUGGGUUCCAUAGAAUAUUUCAAUCGUUUGGUCUUAGAAAAGGAGUGGAAAAGGGUAUUGUUAGGUGGUAUUACCCAAAAAAACUUCACAACUUGGUCUUUGAUGUGGCUGCUCUUAGAAUUGCUCUUUGUGAGCCAUUAGAUUCAAUUAGAUUGUAUCUAUCAAAAGCAACCCUUGUAGUUGUUCCUGCAACUCUAGUCGAUCAUUGGAAAACCCAAAUCCAGAAGCAUGUGAGCUCUGGUCAGUUGCGGGUUUAUAUCUGGACAGAUCAUAGAAAGCCCUCUGCACACAGUCUGGCCUGGGACUAUGAUGUUGUCAUAACUACUUUCAGCCGCCUAAGCGCAGAAUGGAGUUCCCGUAAGAAAAGUGCGCUGAUGCAAGUUCAUUGGCUUAGGGUCAUGUUAGAUGAGGGGCACACCCUUGGAUCAAGUGUAGGCUUAACCAACAAACUGCAAAUGGCUGUUUCGUUAAUGGCUUCUAACCGUUGGAUAUUAACAGGAACACCAACUCCCAAUACGCCUAAUAGUCAACUAUCACACCUUCAGCCAUUGCUUAAAUUUCUACACGAGGAAGCGUAUGGGCUGAAUCAAAAGUCUUGGGAAGCUGGGAUUCUUAGGCCUUUUGAGGCAGAGAUGGAAGAAGGACGAUCUCGUCUGUUGCAUUUACUUCACAGGUGCAUGAUUAGUGCAAGGAAGAUAGAUUUGAAGAAUAUUCCACCUUGCAUUAAGAAAGUUACCCUACUCGACUUUACUGACGAACAUGCAAGGAGUUACAAUGAAUUAGCAGUUACAGUGCGGCGCAAUAUUCUAAUGGCUGACUGGAAUGACCAUUCUCAUGUUGAAAGUCUCUUAAAUCCAAAGCAAUGGAAGUUCCGAAGUACAACUAUAAAAAAUAUUAGGCUAUCUUGCUGUGUGGCUGGGCAUAUAAAAGUAACAGAUGCUGGUCAAGAUAUUCAGGAAACUAUGGAUGCUUUGGUUGAAAACGGAUUGGAUCCAACUUCUGAGGAGUAUGCUUUUAUCAAGUAUAACCUCCUAGAUGGUGGCAACUGUGUCAGGUGUGGGGAAUGGUGCCGUUUACCUGUCAUUACACCAUGUAGGCAUCUAUUGUGCCUCGAUUGUGUUGCUUUGGACAGUGAAAGAUGCACUUAUCCUGGUUGUGGCAAUUUAUAUGAGAUGCAAACUCCGGAUACCCUGGCUCGACCGGAAAAUCCAAACCCCAAGUGGCCUGUCCCUAAAGAUCUUAUUGAGUUACAGCCAUCAUAUAAACAGGAUAACUGGGAUCCGGAUUGGCAAUCAACAUCUAGCAGUAAAGUUGCUUAUCUUAUUCAUAGUUUGAAAGAAUUGCAAGAUGCUAACAAUGAGGUCCAACCACCUAAGGAUGAUGGCACUGAUGUCAAGAACAUUCAGGGAUUACUAUGUCAAUCUUGGACGAGAAACUCUAACAUAAAUACACAUAAAGAUAAAUUUCUUGUAUUUUCCCAGUUUCUGGAGCAUAUACACGUUAUUGAGCAACAGCUUACCAUUGCUGGUAUCAAAUUUGCUGGUAUGUAUAGUCCGAUGCAUUCUAGCAACAAGAUGAAGUCACUGACCACGUUCCAGAAUGAUGAAACUUGCAUGGUGCUUUUGAUGGAUGGAAGUGCUGCAUUGGGUCUCGAUUUGAGCUUUGUAUCUCAUGUUUUCCUGAUGGAACCAAUAUGGGACAAAAGCAUGGAGGAACAGGUUAUUAGUCGUGCUCAUCGGAUGGGUGCUACACGCCCUAUUUAUGUGGAAACUUUAGCAAUGCGUUCUACUAUUGAAGAGCAAAUGGUUGCGUUCUUACAGGAUGCUACUGAGCGUAGAAGACUUUUGAAGAAAGAGUUUGGAAAGACCAACUCUGAAGGGGCACGAACUCACCGUUCAUUACAUGAUUUUGCUGUGAAUAAUUAUCUCUCUCAACUUCGGUUUGUGCGGACAAAUCCAACUAUCUAAACAAAGGAAUGGUGAUUUCUCCUGCAACUGCUGCGACUAGGCUGAUCUGGUGGGGUCUUGGGGAUUGAACUGUUCCGAAUCACAGGACAUAACUUGACAUUGGAUUAUUUUAUACAACUGAUCUCCUACAUACGUUAUUCAAAUCGUGGUAUUUAUAUAUAUAUUUUGUGGCUUGCAUUUGGAGCAUCUCAAAAAAGUUUUGAUUUGAGAUUCGUGUCAAUUUGUUCCAUUUGCAAGUGUAGAGCUGAUGGUGGGUAAAAAAUUUAUAGCUUUUUUGGUUCUUGGGUAGGGAGGUAGCAAUUUGCCACAUUCAUAUUUGUCAAUUCAUGAAACUGAAAUUUGAAUGCACUACUAUUUGAAAUUGAUCAUACAUUCAUG
Molecule: messenger RNA, 4505 nt
Organism: Morus notabilis
Lineage: Eukaryota; Viridiplantae; Streptophyta; Magnoliopsida; Rosales; Moraceae
Product: F-box protein At3g54460
Exons: 9
Coding region: 60-4127 (1355 amino acids)
Molecular function (GO): protein binding; ATP binding; ATP-dependent chromatin remodeler activity
Source: RefSeq, a predicted model, not a curated record